Messenger RNA from Branchiostoma floridae (Florida lancelet), 1344 nucleotides. RefSeq names its product death-associated protein kinase 1-like. The transcript is spliced from 10 exons. Bases 1 to 1344 code for a protein of 447 amino acids. The record is from RefSeq and is a predicted model, not a curated record. Lineage: Eukaryota; Metazoa; Chordata; Leptocardii; Amphioxiformes; Branchiostomatidae. Gene Ontology annotation, molecular function: protein binding.
AUGAACGGGAAGACUGAGAUGGUGAAGCUGCUGGUUCAACUCGGAGCUGAUGUGGAGGCGAAGGACAAGGUUGGCGAGACCGCACUCCAUGUGGCCAUCAUGAAAAGGAACACUGAGACGGUGAAGCUGCUGGUUCAACUCGGCGCUAAUGUGGAGGCGAAGAACGAGUAUGGCGGGACCGCACUCCAUGUGGCCAGCAUGUGCGGAAACACUGAGAUGGUGAAGCUGCUGGUUCAACUCGGUGCUAAUGUGGAGGCGAAGAAAAAGGAUGGGACAACACCACUGGAUUGGGUACAUGACCAAGACCGCAGACGUUUCCUUAAGAACCUGGCCACAGAGGUUUCCUACCACAAACUGAUGAAACAAUCCGGUGGGGUGAAAGUCGACAGGUUUAAACUGUGCAUCUGUGGACCACAGGAAGCUGGCAAAUCUACACUGAAGGAAAGUCUGCAAACGGGACCUUUCACCGCCUUCUUCCGGGAUAGAAUGACACCAGACCAUCAGCCACACGAGCCCACCCCUGGUGUGAAUGUGGGAACAACCAACAUUCCCAGUGUGGGGGAGGUCAGUGUGUGGGACUUCGCCGGACAGUCGGAGUACGCGGUCACCCACAGCAUGUUCAUGAAUGCAGAAAACACAAUCUUUGUCGUGCUGUACAGCAUCAUGGAUGAUAUCCUUACACAAGAGAAAAAGGUCCACUGGUGGCUGUGUUUCAUCAAGUCCUGCAACACAAAGAGCAAACCUAACGUCAUCCUCUUGGCCAGUCAUGCGGACCAGACUGACACAGAAGGACAUCAAAAGGCAUCUUCCAUCCUUGAGCUGAUGACAUCAGAGUUUAAGGAUCAUCUGGACAUCUCAAAUGAAGUGUUCCUGCUUGACUGCAGAAAGACUCGUCAGACUGACAUGUGGCGUCUUAAAGACCUUCUGACAAGACUGAAGACCCAGCUUCUAACACACCAGCAAGCCGUGCCCAAACUGUGUGCUGAAAUCAUCAAGUGCCUACCCAAAUGGACCAAGGAGACGUGCAGCCCAAAGUGUCCCGUGUUCAGAUGGACAGAGUACAAGGAGGCUGUGAAGGAUAUUGACAGCCUGGCUGAAGAAGAUUUUCUGAAGGCGUCUUCGCAAUAUCUGAAUCAACUUGGAGAGAUCUUGUUGGUCUCCUCAACUGCUGAGCCCAUUGUAGUUCUGAAACCCAACUGGCUCUGCACGGAUGUCUUCGGCAAAGUGAUGGCACCAGCAAACUUCCCAAUCCAUCUGAGAAGACGUGAGGGCAUUGGUAUCGUCACGAAAGAAGAAAUCCAAAACGUGUUCAAAGAUGUCGCGGCGCAGAUUUCCGUUUCGUAA